This is a messenger RNA of Daphnia carinata, 897 nucleotides long. RefSeq lists its product as uncharacterized. The transcript has 4 exons. Lineage: Eukaryota; Metazoa; Arthropoda; Branchiopoda; Diplostraca; Daphniidae. The record is from RefSeq and is a predicted model, not a curated record. Bases 108 to 761 code for a protein of 217 amino acids.
AGCAUCAGUCGACUCUUGGACGUUCUACCGUGCGCAACACAAAGCCAGCUCAAGUCAUUCUUGUUUCAACAAACUUGUAACUCGCAAAUCAAUUCAAUUUAAAGAAAAUGAAGCUCGCCGUUUUGGGUUCCCUUGCCGCCGUUGCCACCACGGUCGUGGCCAACGAUCAGUACCAACAGAACGAAGAUCAUUACGAAGAAAUGAUUCCAGAGGAUGAAGAUCCUUUCACUAGCCGCUCUCUCGCCAACAGCCCCGUCCCUCUGCCCGUCUUGGCCAUGUUGACCAUGAUGAACUUCUUCAACGCCCUCCAGGAGGAUUGGUCUGAGGAAGAAAGCCGUGAUGGAGAUUUAGAUUCAAACAACCCCCCUGGUCGAUUUUCAGGUGUGUGGAAGCGGAUGAAGGGAGUACCUGGCGUUUUGUACGAGACCUCUUCCAUGAUGGCUCCUUUGACUCUGCGCUACAUGCUCAGCGAGGAUUCCGAUCAUCCUCACUGCCAACAAGUUAUGCUCUGCGAAUUGAACGUCAAGGUUAAGCAACGUUUCGGCAAACCCGGAGAGAUCGCCAUGCAGUUGGCUAGUUCGAUGGCCGGUUACGCCCUGGGCGGUAAGGACGCUCAGCGUUACGAUUCGUUGGUGGAUGCUGCCCGUAACGGACGUCGUGGUAAGGAGUGCCACGAGCUCUAUCCCAAGUGCCCGGCCCGUAACGAGAGCUCGGCUGUUCCGGCUCUACUCAACUUGGCCAGCCGCCUCAUCAAGAACUAAACUAAAUUCUUUACCUUCUGGGAAACAAAACUAACACAAAAUUGAAUAUUUAUUAUAACCCCUCCCGACUAUUUAUUGUUUCGGUAGCUCUUCUCAAAAAGACUGUUUAUCGGUGCAUCGGAAUGACGUGCACGCA